Molecule: messenger RNA, 873 nt
Organism: Cladophialophora psammophila CBS 110553
Lineage: Eukaryota; Fungi; Ascomycota; Eurotiomycetes; Chaetothyriales; Herpotrichiellaceae
Exons: 4
Coding region: 1-873 (290 amino acids)
Biological process (GO): positive regulation of mRNA splicing, via spliceosome
Cellular component (GO): spliceosomal complex
Molecular function (GO): RNA binding
Source: RefSeq, a predicted model, not a curated record
AUGGCCGACUUCGACGACUCUGCCGCUCGCUACGAAGACGACCGCGGUUAUGCAGGUCGCGACCGAUCUGCUUCACCUCGCGGAGAUCGUGAUGACCGCAACCGUAGUCGAUCCCCAAAUGGCCGUGACAGAGCACCGCCGCCCCCUGACACUCGCAUGAAAGAUGCUGAUGAUGAUGCUCUCAACAAUGGCUCAAAUCUCUUCGUCACUGGAAUUCACCCUCGUCUCACAGAAGCCGAUGUCUCCCGCCUCUUCGAGAAGUAUGGUGACGUCGAAAGCUGCUCGAUCAUGCUCGACCCACAUACCAAAGAAUCUCGUGGAUUCGGAUUCGUCAAGAUGGUCUCAAACGAGCAAGCGGAGGCUGCUAAGGAAGGCUUACAAGGCGAGGUCGUUGAAGGUCGCGUCUUGAGCAUCGAGAAGGCUCGCCGCGCGCGGCCUCGUACUCCGACCCCAGGAAAAUACUUCGGGCCUCCCAAGCGUGGUGACUUCCGUGGCCCACCUCGUGGAGGCUACCGCGACCGCUAUGACGAUCGUCGAGGGGGAUUUUCAGGGCGCCGUGACGAUUACCGUGGCAACGAUUAUCGCGGUGACUAUCGCGGUGACUACCGUGGUGGUUCGCGAUAUGACGACUAUGACAGACGCGGCUACGGAGGUGGCAGACGCGACCGAGAGGAAGGUUACGGCGGCCGCGGCAUUGACCGAUACGAGAGCAGACGCGAAGAGGGGUAUGGCGGUGGCGCGCGUGGAGACCGACGUGGCUACUACGACCGCAACGAAGAUCGUAGCUACCCUCCCGCUACGCGCGACGACCCCCCUCGUGAGUACACAGGUAGUCGAGAGUAUGCUCGUGAAGAUCGUUAUGCAAGCAGGUAA